Ictalurus punctatus (channel catfish) is the source of this 1741-nucleotide messenger RNA. RefSeq names its product aldolase C, fructose-bisphosphate, a (gene aldoca). The record is from RefSeq and is a predicted model, not a curated record. Lineage: Eukaryota; Metazoa; Chordata; Actinopteri; Siluriformes; Ictaluridae. The coding region runs from base 149 to 1243 and encodes 364 amino acids. Gene Ontology annotation, molecular function: fructose-bisphosphate aldolase activity. Gene Ontology annotation, cellular component: cytosol. Gene Ontology annotation, biological process: glycolytic process; fructose 1,6-bisphosphate metabolic process. The transcript has 9 exons.
CAGCCUCCUCCGGGACGCCACCAUAAAGAACUGGGACAAUGUUGCUGUCACAAAAAGAGCUUCUCAUUUCAUUCCUCAUCACAUCUCCGGAGCAAGCCAGAGCAUCUGCAUCUCUUCUUGGACUCGGUUGUGAUCUCAGUUGUGUAAGAUGACCCACCAGUCUCCGACCCUCACCACGGAGCAGAAGAGGGAGCUGCAUGAGAUCGCUCUGCGCAUCGUGGCUCCUGGGAAAGGCAUUCUAGCAGCUGAUGAAUCAGUUGGCAGCAUGGGAAAGCGUCUGAAUCAGAUCGGAGUGGAGAACACAGAGGAGAACCGUCGCCAGUACCGCCAAGUCCUCUUCAGCGCAGACGACCGCAUUGACAACUGCAUCGGUGGAGUCAUUUUUUUCCAUGAAACCCUCUACCAGACUUCUGAUGAUGGUGUUCCUUUUGUUAAAAUGAUCAAAGACAAAGGGAUCACUAUUGGUAUCAAGGUUGACAAAGGAGUUGUUCCCUUGCCAGGAACUAGUGGUGAAACUACUACACAAGGGCUGGAUGGUCUAUCAGAGAGAUGUGCUCAGUACAAGAAAGAUGGAGCAGAUUUUGCCAAGUGGCGUUGUGUGAUGAAGAUCAGUGACACGGCCCCAUCUCCACUGUGCAUCACAGAAAAUGCAAAUGUCAUUGCACGCUAUGCUACUAUCUGCCAGCAGCAUGGGAUUGUACCCAUAGUGGAACCUGAGAUCCUACCUGAUGGAGAUCAUGACCUGAAGCGCUGCCAGUUUGUUACAGAGAGGGUUUUAGCAGCAGUGUACAAGGCUAUGUUCGAUCAUCAUGUGUAUCUGGAGGGAACCCUGCUCAAGCCCAACAUGGUGACCCCUGGACAUGGCUGCCCCACCAAAUACAGUGCCGAGGAGGUUGCCAUGGCGACCAUCACUGCUCUGCGCCGCACUGUGCCUCCUGCAGUCACUGGAAUAACAUUUCUCUCUGGAGGCCAGAGUGAAGAGGAAGCCUCUGUCCACUUAAAUGCCAUCAAUAAUUGCCCGCUAGUAAAGCCCUGGGCAUUGACCUUUUCUUUUGGUCGAGCACUGCAGGCCUCAGCACUGAAGACCUGGCGUGGUCAGAAAGAAAACCAGAGUGCUGCCACUGAGGAGUUCAUCAAACGUGCUGAGAUCAACAGUCUGGCAUCCCAGGGGAAGUAUUCUGGUGGCGGGGACAGCAGUGGAGCUACUGGUCUUUCCCAUUACCUAUCUAGCUAUGCAUACUGAAAUGCUACAUUUACCAACUGUCUAUCAUUAUUCAGAAUCUCCUCAAAUACAGCCAAUUCCACUGCCACUGUACUCUGAUACACACACACACACACACACACACACACACACACACACACACACACACACACACACACAAUAACUUCAAGGUGUAUCUUGGGUUCAAUACAUAACUGUUUGUGCUAAAUCAGUAUUUGAGCUGUUGACAUGAAUUGAACGACUCAAACAUUGUUUAGAAAGCCUUCUAAAUGAUUAUGAAUACCAUAUAGAUAAAUGUGAUCUAGUGAUAUUGUCACUCAGCCAACCCAGUUUGGGUUUCUCUUCACAACUUGUGCUUUGCAAUGCCUGAUGAUUUAAAUGUUUCUGUGUAAUGGAUAGAAAUAAGCUUAUUUACACUUAGUACCUGUGAGCUGUGUGCUUUUUGUGAGUGUUGUGGUAUUCUGUGUGACAAAACAGACAAUACUGCAUAAGGUAUAAUAAAUUCAGAAAAUAUUGCAC